Molecule: messenger RNA, 1480 nt
Organism: Linum tenue
Lineage: Eukaryota; Viridiplantae; Streptophyta; Magnoliopsida; Malpighiales; Linaceae
Source: the annotation of a GenBank genome assembly
GCUACUAUACCUAGAUCACUUUUCCCUCUCUUCUUUGUUGCUCCUUCUCCAAACGUGACCUAGUUUCUCUUUUUCUCCAAUACAUCUUCUCUGUUGGUAGAAACUAGAAAGUCCAAUCCGUCUCCUGAAGUUCCGCCAUUCCAAUCUUCGCCGAGAAGGAGCCAAUUGGCGGCCGGGGUAUCGCAUCCUCCCCAUCCCCCCAUGUCUCGACGAGACCGAGACCGAGAUCGCGACCGCGACCGCGGAAGGGAGCGUUACGAGCGCGAUUUCAACACCAGACGAUACCGCUCCGGCUUCGACAGGGAACCCAGUCCCAAGAGGUCUAGGAGGGACGAGAAGCUAGAGACACAGAAAGUGUUUAGCGAACCUAAUCCUGAAAGUGGAGAUUUGACGCAUCAUUCUGAAAGCGGUCAUGUCAAGACGCAAGAUGCAGUAGUACCUCUUGUUUCUGCACCAGGCCCUGAUUCUAAGUUGGAAUCUGCUGAUGAUAAGAAAGAACUUGAAAAGAAACCCAAUGAGCAGCAUCAUGCAGAUGUUACCCCAAGUACCAAUUCAAAGGAAGUGCCUCGAUCUCGAACUUAUUUCCAGGUUCACCUGAAUGUCUCUUCUCUUGGUCUUCUGGAAUUCUAUUGGAAUUGGAUGACCGACGUAAUGCUGGGCAAGCUGGCCGAGGCGUUGUUCGUAGAUCCUCCACUGGUCUAUGAGCAAGAACGGAGAGAUCCAAAGGACGACAGAAAUGAAAGGGACACAAACAGGUCAACAACUAAUGAUCGAGACCGGAAGUCGGGAGGUGCCAAGGAUGACGACAACACCUCCUUGCACCAUGAUCGUCUCUUUAAAAUGGAGGAUGAGGCACGCCCAGCUCAUAUGAGAAGACAGCGACCUGCAUUUAGGGAGAAGAAGACACCAGCUGGCUCCGAAUAUCUAGCAGCGGUACCCAUGCACUCAAGCCAGAUAGAUCGUCGUCCUGUGUCAGGUUUGGAGAGAAGGGACCGCCAUGUAGUCGACAGAUCGGAGAGGGCAGUAGCUGGAGGACAUAGGAGGGGUCUCCCUCCGUCAAGAGACCGGCCUGGUGGUGUUAGAAUGAACAAUUACAACAAGGGAAGAGAGCAGUUCAAUGCAAGACAAAGCAGCCAUCCGAAUCAGGGCAGUGGAACACGCGUGGAGAAAUGGAAGCACGAUCUUUUCGACGAGGCUGCUUCUAAAAGCCCUGCCUCAAAGAAUGAGGACGAACAUAUCGCAAGAGUGGAAGAACUGUUAGCUUCAUAGAACUUGGAAGGGACUCUGGGAAGUCAGUUCGCUGUUAGGAUCUUGGUCUAGUUUGUUGUUCUGCGGUAAUAAAUAUUGUUCUCACUUUCCAAAACAUUUGUUAAACUUUGCGACUGGUUUAGCUUUGGAUCUUUGUACGAAUAUUAGUAUUUCAAAGCGCAGUUUCAGGUGUGAAUAUAAAUUUUGGGUGUGCCACCUCUAAUUAACCCGG